Messenger RNA from Paramecium sonneborni, 1302 nucleotides. NCBI's taxonomy places the organism in Eukaryota, Ciliophora, Oligohymenophorea, Peniculida, Parameciidae. The record is from the annotation of a GenBank genome assembly.
AUGUGUAUUAUCAUUAGUAAGACUGUUGAUAAUUUUCUGGAUGAAUAUCCCUCUAUGUCAUAUUAGGAUGCUUUUAGAAUUACUCCAGCCAUUGUAAUUCAUGGGGAUCUAAUUGUUUCUGCACUUGAAGAAGAGGCAUUUCAAGGCAAAAAUUGCAGUAAAUUCUAAGUAGUAUUUUUUUGUACAUCUUCAGCAUAAUAAUUAAUUAUCAUUAGAGCUUGUUAAAAUUUGGUUAUGUUGUUGGAGUUACAGGAGAUGAUGUUAAUGAUUCAUUAGAUAUUAAAUAAGGUGAUAUUGGCAUUUCUAUGGGUGUAAGUGGAUCUGAUGUUAUUAAAGAGGCUGCAGAUAAGAUUUUUUAAAUGAUGAUUUUGCUUCUAUUAGCAAUGAAGAAAGAUUUUUGAUAAUCUUAAAAAAACUAUUGACUGUCAUUUAAAAUCAAAUAAUACUGAAGUGUUCCAAUACAUAGGUGAAAUUGCUAUUGGAUUAUAACUUCCAUUAAGUAUUUAUUCUAACUAUUUGUAUUGGUACUGGAUUCUUAAUUUAUUUUGGUACAAUGAAUGAAGAUGGAUCCCCAAACUCUUCUUCUAUAAUUUAUGAAUACACCAUACGAAUAGAUUCCAUGAACUCCUAUUCCUCUUGCAAAUGGAUAGGAAUAUAUAUGCUUAAGCUCCUACAAGUUAGGUUUAUGCCUAAUAUGAACAAGUAUUUUUUAUUUAUAUAAACUAAUUAGUCCAUUUUUAAUAUGUCCGCCUUACUGUUAUCUUGCUUAAAUUUUCUUAUGCAAAUGUAAAUAUUUAUCUUAAAUCUUUAGAACGUAAAAUUUCAGUGAUUUUUUCACCUCUUUACACUGUUAUCUUUUACGGAGUUAUCCCUUAAGAUAAAAUUUUUCUUUAGAUUGUCUAUAAUCAGAUGAUACAUAAAUCAAUGAAGAGUAUGAGAAAAUCUGAAUCUUAAUCUGCUUAUGUAAUUGAAGAAGAGCAAAGAAUUUAUAUAAUAAUUUUAUUAAACAAUCUAUGGAAUAGAUCUUAUUUAAGAAAGCUUCAUUAACUUUCAAUCAUAGAAGAUUUUUUAAGUAUUUAAAUAUACAAAUAAAGUUUGGAGAUAAUAUUUUAAUCUAUAUUGAGUUUAGAUGUUUUUUUUGGUUUGAAUUUAGCUUUUAUAUAGAAGUUAAUUAUAAUUAGAAAUAGAAAAAGAAUGUUGAUAAAUUAUUUUAAAUAAUAUGCAUUUGUUGAUUUGGUAUAUGAUAGUAAAUAUAAAGGAUUUAAGGUUUCAUUGAAUACAGUGUUUUAGAUCUUUAAAUGA